Messenger RNA from Thamnophis sirtalis, 1498 nucleotides. Lineage: Eukaryota; Metazoa; Chordata; Lepidosauria; Squamata; Natricidae. The record is from RefSeq and is a predicted model, not a curated record.
GAAGACAGAAAAUUGUUCAUAGGAAUGGUUUCGAAGAAGUGUAAUGAGAACGAUAUCAGAGUGAUGUUUUCUCCAUUUGGCCAGAUAGAAGAAUGCCGAAUCCUUCGGGGACCAGAUGGACUCAGCAGAGUGCACAGCUUCAAUACGGAGUCUAGCCGAGGGCUGCUCCUCACCAAUUGUCGUGAAGUUUGCUGAUACCCAAAAGGACAAAGAGCAAAGACGUUUACAGCAGCAAUUGGCACAACAAAUGCAACAGCUCAAUACUGCCACGUGGGGAAACCUUACAGGCCUUGGAGGAUUUACCCCACAGUACCUGGCUCUUCUGCAGCAAGCCACAUCCUCCAGUAACUUGGGUGCCUUCAGUGGCAUUCAACAAAUGGCCGGGAUGAAUGCUUUACAGCUACAAAAUUUGGCAACCUUAGCAGCUGCAGCGGCCGCAGCCCAGUCCUCAGCCAACACCACCAAUGCGAAUCCACUCUCCACAGCAUCAGGGGCCCUUGGUGCACUCACAAGCCCAGUGGCUGCAUCAACAGCAAAUUCCACAGCUGGGGCAGCAAUGAAUUCUUUGACUUCUCUGGGGACUCUACAAGGACUAGCUGGAGCAACAGUUGGAUUGAAUAAUAUUAAUGCACUAGCAGGUACCGUAAACAUUGCUCAAAUGCUCUCAGGUAUGGCUGCCCUGAAUGGAGGACUCGGUGCAACAGGCUUGACCAAUGGUACAGCUGGCACAAUGGAUGCCCUCACCCAAGCCUACUCAGGAAUACAGCAGUAUGCCGCUGCGGCACUACCCACGCUAUACAGUCAAAGUUUGCUACAACAACAAAGUGCUGCAGGCAGCCAGAAAGAAGGUCCAGAAGGAGCAAACCUUUUCAUUUAUCAUCUCCCACAAGAGUUUGGAGACCAGGAUAUUCUGCAGAUGUUUAUGCCUUUUGGAAAUGUUAUUUCUGCUAAGGUCUUCAUUGACAAACAGACUAAUCUGAGCAAGUGUUUUGGUUUUGUUAGCUAUGACAAUCCUGUCUCGGCACAAGCUGCAAUACAGGCGAUGAACGGCUUUCAAAUUGGCAUGAAACGGCUGAAAGUACAGCUGAAGCGCUCAAAAAAUGACAGCAAACCUUACUGACCGUUCUCCCAGAAGCUUUCUGCUCUUAAUUUAGUUUCCUUAGGACAUCUUCAUGCCCGUUAGUUCAUCGUUUGCCUAGCAUGUCCCUGUGACGUCUUAAAAAAGUUUCAUCGUCCCGUCAUUGUUUCUGAUGUCUUUCUGACCUCACAUCAUAAUUUGGUUCUCCUACUGAUCUUUGAUCUAUAGUUUGAACCUUUGAAAUUUGCAUGUGACCUCAUCUAGCUAUAUGAAUUCUGGGAAGUCAAUGUGAAAAGCAUUGCUGCAUUUAUGCAAGAUCAAAAUUUAUUUGUAGUCAAAUUUAUGAUAGGAGUAUUAACAAACACACACACACAUACACACACACACACAAAACCUGUGGCAAAAUGUUUUGUUUAAAGU